This is a messenger RNA of Astyanax mexicanus (Mexican tetra), 7173 nucleotides long. RefSeq names its product signal-induced proliferation-associated 1 like 3 (gene sipa1l3). Gene Ontology annotation, biological process: epithelial cell morphogenesis; regulation of small GTPase mediated signal transduction; establishment of epithelial cell polarity. The transcript has 23 exons. NCBI's taxonomy places the organism in Eukaryota, Metazoa, Chordata, Actinopteri, Characiformes, Acestrorhamphidae. Bases 555 to 5795 code for a protein of 1746 amino acids. Gene Ontology annotation, cellular component: Golgi apparatus; plasma membrane; cytoplasm. Gene Ontology annotation, molecular function: GTPase activator activity; protein binding. The record is from RefSeq and is a predicted model, not a curated record.
GUCGUGGUUUCGGAUGGCUGGGAGAGAGAGCGCGAGCGGGGGGAAUACAGAGUGUGUGUGUGUGUAGAAGCGUAGAACACACACACACACACACACACUGCGUGCUGGGAGAGGAGCGCGAGCGCGGCGCUGGGCUGGAUUGUGCCCGUAUUACCGGACUACACGCGCGGAUUACGCGGCGGAACCGGAGCGCUGCUGCCGCCGCGGGGCGGGAAUAAGGUACUUUUCAUGAACACAGUGGAUGCUCCUCCCCCUGCUCUGAAGUUCACAAACAGAAGAGGCGGAGCUCCGCUCACCUGUGAUCAUCACAUUCCUGGGAUUUUAUACAGAUCUUUGCCUCCCAGAGUGACCUUCUGAACCUGCCGUUUCACUGUGACCGACCGAGGCCUCCAAAAAGACAUGCACAUAGGAGGCGGAGCAAGACGCCAAAGUGUAAAGCCCUGCCUCCUUCUCCAGCUGGUGCUCCGCCCCUUGCAGCUCGGGAUGCCCUAUCCCCUGCACCGCCUGCCCGUCUCCUGCGGUCCAGCCCUAAUAACACUGCCCCUGCGGGCACCAUGAACGUGUACAGAGACUCCGGCCCACUUUCCCAGCCCCUCCCCCCUCUCCGCCUACCUCUACACAAUGGCCACACCUCCCCGGCCGAGCCCUCACUGUCGCGCAUCUCUGUUCCCAAGAUGGGAGUCCGGGCGCGCAUCGCCGACUGGCCGCCGAGGAGGGAACGGUCUCGAGAGUCUUUGCUGGAAAACGGCAACUCUGAAAAUGGCAGAGAAAAUGGGGAGGCGGGGAUAAUCCGAGGGGGCGUGGCACACAUGCGUCGCAGCAAGGACGCAGAGUUCCUCGAGGGGGGAGGGUGGAGCUUUCGAGAUAUACCUGGAUCCCCCUUACGGUUCAGAGCGCUUGGUUUCGCACCUCUUCGCCAACGCUCCAACAGCGAAAUCACCCUGAGCGAACAGGAUGAGGCGGAAAUGGAAAGUCGCCUACUGUUUCGCGAAUACGGAAGCACCUCGUCCAUAGACGUUCAAGCCGUGCCUGAGGAGAGCUUCUUCGAUAUGCUCACCCAAUUCCAGCAGGAGAGGAAGCCGGACCAGCGCAGCGCCGCCCCCGCAAGACUAGGAGAGCUUCUACAAGGCGAGACUUCGCCCGACAUGGCCCGAGCCUCGCCCGACGUCACCUAUCCCAGUCCUCGCCCGGAGGACCGCCCGGAGAGUCGCGUUCGCAAGAAAAGCGGCGGCACCGAGUCGUCCCUGGGCACUUCAUCUCUUUUCCGGAAGCUACGCGGAUCAAACCGUGCCGACCCUGAAGCGUCACGGAGCGACGCAGAGGACAUGGGACGCACCUUGGACAUGUCCACUCUAAAACCGUGGCUUUGUGUACGAAGUUUCGCGCACUACGAUGCUCAGAGCAUCCUGUUCGACUUGCACGAAGCAGCGGCUCAACGCAGUUCCGCGGCACAACGACGCAACACUGCCACCGGAGCAUCAGCCGCCUCCUCGGCGUCCGCCGUAUCGCUGGCGGUGUCGAGAGCCCUGGCUCUGGGAGGAGCCGAGCCCAGCUUCUCCAGCACGGACGACCUGAGCUGCAGGGACCUUAUGGAGGCGCCUGGAGUUCCAGGAACGGAGGUUUCCGAGCCGUGCAGCCUGAGCUCCGGCCCCCCGCACCAGCUCCUGCUCAGCUGCCCCAACUUUCUCAACGAGACAGGAAGUUACGGAGAGCGAAACUUGAGCUUCCUGAGCUCGUGGGCGGAGCGAGGGGAAGUGGGCGGGGCCGAGGCCAGGCUCAGGCCUCGCUGCACCAACGCCAGCAUCUCUAUACUGGAAGUUGGGCCGGACGAGCAGGCCCUGCGACUGGAGAGGCUGCAGCAGCACUGCAUAGAGCAUGUGGAUCUGGGGGCCAGAUACUACAGAGAACUCUUCCAUGGGAAAGAGCACUGGAAUUAUUUUGGGACAGAUGAGAAGUUGGGGCCGGUGGCUCUGAGUAUCCGCCGGGAGAAACUGGACGACACCAAAGAUCUGAAGGACCAAUACCAGUACCGCCUCAUCUUCCGCACCAGCGAGUUGUUGACGCUGAGAGGGUGUAUCCUGGAGGACGCUGUCCCGUCGACGGCUCGGCACGGGACGGUGCGAGGUUUACCCCUGAAGGAGGUGCUGGAGUUCGUCCUGCCGGAGCUGAGCGUGUCCUGCCUGCGCCUCGCCCUCAGCACCCCCAAAAUCACUGAGCAGCUCCUCAAACUCGACGAGCAGGGGUUGAGUCAGAAGCAUAAGGUGGGGAUUCUGCUGUGUCGGGCGGAUCAGAGCACGGAGGAGGAGAUGUAUAAUAAUGAGGAGGCCACACCCGCCUUCACCGAGUUCCUGGAGCUUCUGGGGGAAACGGUGUGUCUGAGGGGCUUCAGCAAGUACGCCGCCCAGCUCGACACCAAGACGGACUCUACUGGAACACACUCCCUCUACACCACGUAUCAGGGCUAUGAGAUCAUGUUUCACGUUUCUACCAUGCUUCCAUACAUGCCUAACAACCCCCAACAGCUCCUGAGGAAGAGGCACAUCGGGAACGACAUCGUCACCAUCAUCUUCCAGGAGCCGGGCGCGCUCCCCUUCACCCCCCAGAACAUCCGCUCCCACUUCCAGCACGUCUUCCUGAUCAUCCGCGUGCACAGCCCCUGCUCCGACAACACCUGCUACAGUGUUGCCGUGACCCGUAUGAAGGACGUCCCCCCGUUCGGCCCUCCUCUGCCCCCGAGUGGCGUCACUUUCCGUGACCCGGCGGCGUUCCGCUCCUUCCUCCUGGCAAAAAUCAUCAACGCUGAGAACGCCGCCCACAAGUCGGAGAAGUUCCACGCGAUGGCGACGCGCACGCGGCAGGGCUACCUGCGUGACCUGGCGGAGAACUGCGUGAGCAGCGCGCCGCUGGACACGGCCAGCAAGAUCGACAUCCUCAUGUCCCUGGCAUCCAAACGGAGAGAGCGGGCGCGGGCGCGGGAGGGGGCGGAGCUGGGGGCGUUAGGGGGCAUCGCCUGGCGCGUGGUGGCACAGGAUUUCGGCGGUGGGGCGGCGGAGCUUCCCUGCGUUCUGGCGAUAUCGGCGGAGUUCGUGGUGCUGGCCGACUGCUCCACUAAAGAGGUGGUGUUUAACUGUUUCUGCGCCGACGUGAUUGGCUGGACGGCCGAGAGGCUGGCGCUGAAAAUCUACUACGGGCGCGGAGACCACGUGGCACUGCGGGUACCGGAGGGAGGAGCCCAGGACAUCAGGGAAGUGGUGCAGAGGUUGAAGGCUCUGACGAUUGGCUGUGAGACGGUGGAUAUGACGCUGAGAAGGAAUGGGCUGGGUCAGCUGGGGUUCCACGUGCGAUUGGACGGCACGGUGUCGGAGGUGGAGGAGUACGGCUUCGCCUGGCAGGCGGGGCUCCGGCAGGGCAGCCGGCUGGUGGAGAUCUGUAAGGUGGCGGCGGUGACGCUCACCCACGAGCAGAUGAUCGACCUGCUGCGAACCUCCGUCACCGUCAAAGUGGUCAUCAUCCCGCCCUAUGAGGAGGGAGGAGCCCGCAGGGGCUGCACGGAGGAGUUUGAGAUGAAGACGGUGGAGCAGAAGGGCGAUGCCGAGCCGAUGGCAGCCGGGUAUCGCUCCAGUCAGCGGGCUCCAGCCUGGCGCUGGGACAGCCCGCCCACACAAAGCGCCCCAUCCGCUCAGCGCUGGACCCCCAUGGGGGCCCUGCAGGCCCCCGGCCGCUCGCACAAGCCCAUGGUGCCCAUCCCGUACAGAGAGCCCCAGCUCAUCCCCACUAAAAGGCCGGUGAGUUAUCCAGAGAAUCACUACAGCGUGUCUCCAGUAGGGGGGGACAGGGGUCCGUACCGGAAUCCGUCGGCCAGUUUCUCCAGCCCCGGUUCUGCUCUCAGUCCUGCACUCGGGGUCCCGGGCCUGACCGGACCCUUCAUCCGCUACAAACCCUCACCUGACAGGUUUGGUUCCACACCUCGUUCUAUCCAGCCUUAUGAAGCUCAUCUGACUCUGGAUGCUUCCAGUGGAGACUCAUCAUCCGGCUUCACCAGCCAGGAAAGCACUAUGGAGCGCAGCAAGACAGAGCCCAUGUGGCAUGUCCCCGCCUCCUCUCGGAGUGUGUCGGUGGGAGCAGCUCAGAGGAGACAGACUCGUCAGGAUCUGCAGGGGAAAGACUCUCCAAACCGACACUCAAAGGGUGAGGCGCAGUACUCCAGUCACUCCAGCAGUAACACUCUGUCCAGUAACGCCUCCAGCAGCCACAGUGGCGAGCGCUGGUUCGACGGCGUCGGCGCCGGAGUCUCCGGAGCGCUGAGCGACCCCUCUGACCCCGACCCCGAACCCAUGGGGAAAGGCGGCUCCAGCGACAGCGGCAUCGACGCCUCCACCCUCUACACCCCUAGCCCCAACACCAAGCCGGGGAAACUGAGCCGCAGCCUCGCCGGCACGCCCCACAAGAGCCUCCACGCAUCCGCCACCUACAGCGGUCUGCAGGAGCUCAGCGCCCCCGCCAGGACCGCUGGGGAGGGGCAGCGCAGAGAGUCGUCUCCCAUCAUCCCUGCCUCGGCCAAUCAGAGCAAGAGCUACCGAACGCGCACUUUUCCCCCGCCGGGGUCGGCGAGCACCGACAGCUUCAAACCCAGAGCAUGCUACACCCCACAGGGCUACAAGUCCCCUGCUGUGGCUGAAAAGCCCAGACCAUUCAGAGCUUCCACGGCCACGCCCACUUCAGGCUCCGCCCAGCUCUCCACCUCCGCCCCCAAGUCCUUUUAUGGUAAAAGUAAGGCAAACGCGUGGCACCAGGAUGAGCCCCCAAGCAUCACCUCUACCUCCAGCGGCAUGGAUAACACCACCAGCAGCAGCAGCAAGCAGGUGGAUAUGAACAGUAAGAACGUGUUUGGUCAGCCGCGUCUCCGAGCGUCUCUGAGGGACCUGCGCUCCCCCCGACGCCCCCCACACAAGAGCACCAUCGAGGACGACCUGAAGAAACUCAUCAUCAUGGACAAUCCCACCACCGAGACGCCACAGCAGGAGUCGUCUCCUCGGAGAACCCUGCAGCGUACCUUCUCUGAUGAGAGUUUGUGUAGUGGGCGGAGAGAUGCCAGUUAUGCCAGCACGCCACUGUAUGAUGGACAGGCUCCACCUGGUGACCUUCUGUUCACCUGUACGCUCCCCACCCGCCGCCACGGACACAGCACCAACCACGGAGCGCUGCUCACCAGCAAGAAAGUGCCACUGUCUGCGUCAGAGCUGUCCCUGACGGAGGUGAGGGAUAAGGUUCCCCCCCUCAGGAGACUGGACCCCGGCCUCAUGCCCCUUCCAGACACUGCUGCCGGCCUGGAGUGGUCCAGUCUGGUCAACGCAGCCAAGGCAUACGAAGAAGGGUGUUUUGGGCCCCAGCUGACCCCUGAUCCCGAGCCUCGAGUCCAGACAGAGGCCCCGAGCUUAGUACAAAGAGCGGUGUCUCUCUUCUCAUUGGCUGAGCCUCAUGCUGGAGGAGCUGAACUGAGACCAGUAAUAAGCCCAGUUCACUUCCACACGCCCCAAACACCUCGCACCACGCCCACCUUCAGCAGUGAUGAGCUUCCUAAUGACCUGUCUGGACGGUUGUAUCAUCUGGAGGUGAUGCUGAAGCAGCUCAAUACUGACCUGGAGAAGGAGAAGCAGGAUAAGGUGGCUCUGUUGGCGGAGAUGGCUCACCUGAGGCAGAACAACCAGCGUCUGCAGGAGGAGUCGCACUCGGCCAGCGAGCAGCUCCGCAAGUUCAGCCAGCUGCUCUCCAACAACGCCUCGGACAGGAAGUGACCUCAUCCCUCUGUUAUCCCUCGGCUCUAACCCCCUCCAUCCCGCUGUUCCUCGCUCGGACUGUGGGGAGAAAGAGAUUCAGCGUGAAGGAGGCGAUCACCUGUGGAGGACAUCCAUCCAUCGUUGGGAACAUGUUAAACCUGUGCCUGUCCCUCUGAUACUGUGGUAAAAUUUCACUACCAGCUGCUCAGAAACAAGAGAACCCUGUAAAAAAAAAAAAAAAAGCCCAUACUGAUGGAAUCCCGCCUCUCUCUCAUCUACCGGGCAUUGAACACAUGAGGCGCGAGAGGAGCAAAAGGCGCGAAAGGCAUGAGAGAGUGACUAAUAAAGCAGAACGAGACGAAGGAGAGAUGGGCUUGAUGUCUAGAAAAACUGGAACAGGUAGAAAUUAAAAAGUGGACAUUAGAUUUUUUACUUUUAAUUUUAAAAACCCGCAAAGCCCUGUGUAAAAAUGUGCAAAUCAAAUAAGCAAAUUGCUUGAGGGACCACCAUGAUGAACACAUUUCCUUCUCAGCUCUUUUAUCCCUCCCCCCCAAACCCAAACUACUAACUAUUAAUGCUCUUAGCGCUAUUUUUAUAAUGUAGAAGAGUCUUAAAAGUCGAAAAAAGCUCAGAAGACACCAAACUCGAGCCAGUCAAACUGAGAGACUUUAGCAUUCAGAGAGGCCUAUUACUGUACAUUCAGCUCUACAGCCAAAAAAAAGUGAAAAAAGGUGAGAAAAAGAGGAAAAAGCGAGCGAGAGAUCAGAUCUUGUCCCGAAACGGCCUUGGGGACUACAUUUCCCAGCAUGCAGCACUGUGGAGCGUGCCAAGGGAUCACAUGGUACUGUAGUUUUGAUGUUUGGUACAAUUCUUUACGGACUGACUUGCGGACAAAGCGUUUAUAAAUAUAUAUAUAUAUAUAUAUAUAUAUAUAUGAGUAGAAUUGAUUAUAAAAUGACGAUCAUUUUAUUACGGUUAUGAUGUUAUAUAACAUUAUUGGUUACUUAUAAGGUGAAGGUACCUGGAAUAAUUAAAACAUGGAAAUCUCUUGUAAUUUAAUGUUUUUAAACACAUCACAAUGUUGACUGCUAGUCUACUUUGGUCACGAGGAUCACAGGAACAGUCCAUCCUGUGAUAUAAAUAUAUAUAUAAAUAUAUAAAUACACUCAUAAAUGGUCAUAUCUCAGUCAGGACGCUGUUCUGUACUGCAGACUGUUCUAUGGCAGUGCUGUUGUCUAUCUUUGCCAGUGAUAAACUCCUCUUUAAUAAUAUUUUUGCUGUUUAAUGAUUACGGACUGAUACGUCAGAACUUCAGACUGUUUCUCACACAUCUUCAUCUACACCUGUGUACAUAUAUAUAUAUAUAUAUAUAUAUAUAUAUGUACAUAUAUAUAUA